CAGGAGGACAAGCUUGAUCGCGCAUUUGUCAAGCAGCACUCCGUUGCCGAUAAUGCUGAUCGCAAACUCCAGCAGUAUUGGUUUCAUAACAUGAAGAAAAUAAUGCGGGAGAUCGACAACCAUACUGGUUGCAUACCCUUUCGCCGUUUGGACUUCUUAGACCUAGGCUGCUGCCCUGGAGGGUUCAGCUCAUAUAUCCUCACCAAGAAUCGCAAAGCCAGAGGCAUUGGCGUUUCUCUUCCUGUGGAAGAAGGCGGACACGAAUCCAUGCUCGAGAACGAGUUCCAACCGCGCUUUGAUCUCUACUUCGCCGAUAUUACUUCAUUCCAGCUCGGCCCAUCCACUAUCGAUCACGAGCGUUUCUGGAGCUUGCCCACGCCGAUCAGCUCUGGUCGGUUCGAUCUCGUCAUAGUGGACGGUCAUCAGCUGCGCACGCAGGUAUCAGAGUACGCGGCGCCAUGGGAUAUCGACCGUCUGCUGAUAUCCCAGAUUAUCAUCGCGCUGCAGACCGUCCGGCCGGGCGGUACCAUCAUCAUCAAGUUGACCCAUCCAGAGAGCAUCAUGACGGCCAAGGUCCUAUUCCUCUUGGAGAGUCUGUCGAAAAGGCUGUCGACCUACAAGCCGCGUACGAUGCACACGAAGAGAGGGAGUUUCUAUGCAGUAGCACGAGGACUGGGCAAGGAGAGUGACCGCUUGCCGGAAGUGUUGCACGCUUUAAAGGAACUUUGGGUAGAGAUGACUUUCGGAGGGGAAGAGGGGAAGGGUAGAUUUCUGCUGUGGGGAGACCUUGAUUUCGCUGUCACUACGGAAGAGCUACACCGAGCAUACCUCGACCGAUUGAUAGAGCUCGGAAGGGGUGUAUGGGACGCCCAAGCGCAGGCCCUGCAUGCCUGGUUUAAGAAGAAGGGGGUAAUGUGUUAA
Molecule: messenger RNA, 921 nt
Organism: Gloeophyllum trabeum ATCC 11539
Lineage: Eukaryota; Fungi; Basidiomycota; Agaricomycetes; Gloeophyllales; Gloeophyllaceae
Exons: 3
Biological process (GO): methylation
Molecular function (GO): methyltransferase activity
Source: RefSeq, a predicted model, not a curated record